Purpureocillium takamizusanense is the source of this 1755-nucleotide messenger RNA. RefSeq lists its product as uncharacterized. The coding region runs from base 1 to 1755 and encodes 584 amino acids. Gene Ontology annotation, molecular function: RNA polymerase II cis-regulatory region sequence-specific DNA binding; DNA-binding transcription factor activity, RNA polymerase II-specific; zinc ion binding. Gene Ontology annotation, cellular component: chromatin. The transcript has 7 exons. Lineage: Eukaryota; Fungi; Ascomycota; Sordariomycetes; Hypocreales; Ophiocordycipitaceae. The record is from RefSeq and is a predicted model, not a curated record. Gene Ontology annotation, biological process: DNA-templated transcription; regulation of transcription by RNA polymerase II.
AUGUCGCCGCUCAACUGGUUCCAUAGUUCCGAAGGCGCGCCAGCCAUUACGCAUCCGAUCGCACCCGCAAAGCCAAUAUCGUUGCCGCCGUCUUCGGAGCUCAUUCGUGAUGCUCAGCCCUCAGAUACCCCGUGGCCGCACGUCUAUCGCCCAAGCGAGACCGACAGUCAGCUCAGCCUGUCGCCCAUUGUGCAGUCCAUGCCGUCCAUAUUUCGAGACCCAAAUCUGGACUUCAUCAAAGAGGCUAUUCGCGAGUCGAUGAUGACACUGGUAAGCUCCACAAACCAACCAAACUGGCCCGCCGUCGACGUCGCCCUCUUCCCAUCGACGCAGACGCUAUCUGUCUGCAUCAAUCUUUACUUUCGCCACUUCCACGAUACCCUUCCCAUAAUUCGACGGUCCAAGACGCGCGCGACAGAUGCGCCACCAAUUCUUCUUCUCGCCAUGGCAUCAAUCGGCGCCAUGUACUCGCGUGACAAGCUGAGCGGCUUGGCUAUCGCCCUGAACGAGCUAACACGAAGGGCAAUACAUUACAUGAGAGAAAGCGAUCAACGCGCCAUGUUUGACACGACAUUUGUGCAGGCGUCCCUUCUGCAGUCCAUCUUUGGACUCUUUUGCGGAUCCCGGAUGCUGUACCAGCAUGCAGAGAUAAGUCGAGGCAGCUUGGUGACGGCAGCGAGACGAAUGCAUCUUCUCCGGCCAAGCCUUUCGUUUGUGAAAGAGUUGCAAAAACGGCACAAGAAUCCUUCGGAAGAGGAGCUUCGCAGAGCGCAAGCCGACGAUGAUGAGCGAAGAAACUUGGGAUGGGGGAUCUACCUUUACGAUAUGCAGAUUUCUGCUUUGCUUAAUAUUGCGCCGCUCCUAUCUGUUGGCGAAAUCAACGUUCCACUGCCCGGUGACAAUGAAGCCUAUACCACGACAUCACCAAGCACGAGUCCCCCGGCGGAUCAAGAUACGGUCAACUUCAGGGCCGUGUUGGACUCUUUGCUCUCACACGGGACUAUACCAGUACCUUUGAGCUCCUUUGGGCUAUCUGUCGUAGCCCACACUCUGUACAGGCUCUGCACUGACGCAGCCACGUUUGAUCCGAUUUUCUCACAACCUAGUGUUUGUCGCGAUAGUCUCUAUCGUCUUCCCUUUCCGCCAACGUUCCAUUACAAUCCGCAAGAGCUGCUUGAUCAAUUGUCCGCUUCAUCUCACUCCCUACCGAACAAGCCAAACUCCCUCAUUGUCAGUGUCUCGGCCCUUUCACACCUUGGCCACAUGCAGUUCACUUGGCCAAGCUUUCUCAACAACGUAAAGAUUGCAGCUGGCAAGUCUGGGACCGAGGAGAGCAAGGCAGACGCGCGCAGCUGGGUGCGAGCUCGUAUCGAGGAGGAUCCAAUUGGUACGAGGUCGAUUCUUGCCCAGGCAGGUCAACUGAGCGCUCUGCUAUCGAGGUUUACCUUUGACUCACCGGCCGAGACUGUAUUGACUCUUGACCUGGGUCUCACGUUUUGGGCGAUUCUGAAGUUCUCUACAUCCAUUGGGGAGCCGCUGCCGAACCAGAGACGGAUCAUCAUUACAUGGUCCGAUCACGCCGCAGCCAGCGAAUGGAUUAGGAUUGGCGGUCCGGUAUCGUUCCAGGGACUGGGAGACCUGAGCGAUCUCAGCAGUACAAAGGUGCUGUCGAUAUUUAGCGAGAGACUUGAGAGCAUGCCAUGGGGCCUCGCGCAACGCUUCAAACACGUGCUUAUGAGUUUGGAGAAGGAGUAG